Arachis duranensis is the source of this 888-nucleotide messenger RNA. RefSeq lists its product as uncharacterized. The record is from RefSeq and is a predicted model, not a curated record. The transcript has 2 exons. Bases 1 to 888 code for a protein of 295 amino acids. Lineage: Eukaryota; Viridiplantae; Streptophyta; Magnoliopsida; Fabales; Fabaceae.
AUGGUGGUCAAGAUUCGACGUCUGAUACCAAGUGUGAUCCACAACACUAACUCAAAGAAGGAAAACGUGGUGCUGGUGGCAGUGAAACACAGACAACCGCAUGUUGUUGAGGCACUUAAAACAGAACUAAAAGAUGAAGUUUGGAAUACGUUGAUUCAGGCAGUGGAUGACGAUGACAACACAGUUUUGCAUUUAGCAGCACAAAAACAAGUAGGGAGAAAGCCUUGGAAUGUUGCUGGCACUGCCUUAGAAAUGAUGUGGGAUAUAAAGUGGUGUCAAUAUAUUAAGAGCCUUGUACCGCAACGUUUCUACUUUAGAAGCAACAGGGAGUCAAAGACAGCAGGGGAGAUCUUUCAGACAUCACACGAGAGUCUUGUGGAAAACGGCAGUGUGUGGUUGAAGGAAACAUCGCAAGCAUGCUCUGUGGUGGCAGCACUUGUUGCGGGUGUCUCCUUCGCCACAGCCAGCCAAUUCCCUGGUGGCACCAACGGUGAAGGCAAGCCGCAACUAGAAGGCGAAGCAGCAUUCCAUGCAUUCGCCAUGGCUUCCCUCGUCGGCCUUUGCUUCUCUGUGACAGGACUCAUAAUGUUCCUGUGCAUCCUCACAUCUCGAAAAGAAGCCAAAGAUUUUCGCAGGGCAUUGCCGCUGAAACUGCUUCUAGGGUUGAGUUCCCUCUUCGUCUCUAUUGUAGCCAUGGUUGUAUCUUUUUGCUCUGGCAAUUUCUUCAUCUUCAGUAGCAAGUAUGAGAGUUUCCUCCUCUCCUUCUAUGCAGCUACUUCCGUACCUUUCGCUCUCUAUGCCUUGGCACAGUUUCCGCUAUACUUUGAUCUUCUAAUUACUAUUAUCACUAGGGUGCCUUGGCCAAGUAAUAAAGCUGACAAUUUCUAA